Molecule: messenger RNA, 2979 nt
Organism: Adineta ricciae
Lineage: Eukaryota; Metazoa; Rotifera; Eurotatoria; Adinetida; Adinetidae
Source: the annotation of a GenBank genome assembly
AUGUCACGUCGUAAACAGACAAAUCCAAGAGCAAUAAAACGUGAUGUAUCUCGAGAGGACGAUGGCGACAAUUUGAUAUUCAAUGUGAAAAAAUUCGCUUCUGAAUCUGUUCAAUCAGAUAGCAGAGACUCAACACAAACAGUCGAAGACGAUCAACCAAAUCUAUCAAUCAAAUGUGAUAAUUGUCAAGAAAGCUUUUUAACUAGUGAACAGUUUAAUCAUCAUCGUCUCUAUCAAUGUUCCUUUGUCACAGAAGAAACAAACAGCGAUGAAAGUCGUACAUCGUCCUACGAUGACUAUGCUAAUCAAGUCGAUAUAAUUCCUCACGGAAUAAAUCAAUGUGAAGAAUAUCCACAUCCAUGUGCUUAUUGUCAUAAAGCAUUUUCAAAUAUGGCACUUCUACUUAAACACGAACAAGUUCAUGUAGAAUUAAUGCCCUUUCGAUGUUCGUUUUGCGGCAAAGGAUUUAAACAUCGUCGUAGUCUCAAUCGUCAUUCGAAACUACAUACAGGUGAACGUAAAUUUAAGUGUAACUUGUGCGAAAGUACAUUCGCACGUUCAGACCAUCUCAAAGCUCAUAUUCGAACUCAUAAUAAUAACAUUCAUAAUAAUAACAAUACUCUAACAACUCAUAACAAUUCCAUAACCAUCGAUAAGUCUAUUAAUCUUGAUUUUCAAUUGAAAAUACCUCUGAGCACAACUCGAUCAGAACUUGAAGAACGAAGUAUAUCAUCCCAUUCGAAAACCGAUCGAGAUGAAAAUAAAGCUGAACAUUGCCCUUACUGUCCACGUAUCUGUCUCGGUGAAGAUAGUCUUCGUUCUCAUAUACAAACUGAACAUAAUCAAACUCAAGAACAAUUCAAAUCUGAGCGUAUAUCUCCAUCGACUACUGAUACCUAUUGUCAUUUAUGUAAUGCCAAGUUUAAUAAUCGAGAGAACUAUUAUGCACAUAUUCGUUGUACACAUCCGCCAUUUCAAAAAACACUCGACCAAUUAAAUCUAGUCGAAGUUUCCCUUUCGCAGAAAACACAUGAAAAAUACGAAGAUUCAAUUAUUGAUGAUUAUGCAUUAGUCGAUCAAACAAUUUGGUGUGAAAAAUGUAAACGUUCAUUCGACUCAAUGACCGUCUAUUUACAGCAUUAUUCCUUGCAACAUUCGUUACAAUUAAUCAAAUGUCUUCAAUGUCAGGAUGUUUUCGAAACUAUUGAACUCUUCUUCAGCCAUAUCGAACGAAUGCAUCCUUCGAAAACCGUGGAAACAUUUAAAUGCAAAUUAUGUAAUGCGAGUUACAAACAACGCGACGAUUUCCUUCAUCAUGUUCAAACAAUUCAUAAAUCAACGUUGUAUUCAUGUUCAUUGUGUUCUUGUCAGUUGAAUUCAACGAACGAAUUGAUUGACCAUUUGAAAUUUAUUCAUAAGAUCAAUCAAAAUCUCGAUAUACAUCUCACUUCACGGCGUCCGUCAUUUAAUACUUUGUUUUCCUGUGCUUUCUGUUCGUUAAAGUUUAACUCCAGAUUCGAUCUCAAUCAACACAUUUUACAAGAACAUAACGAUGAACGAAGAAUCACUAGCUCAGAAUGGCAACAAAACGGGAAAAAACCUGCAACACUCAAUUCAUCCGAUACUAUUUGUUCUCUUUAUGAGUCCACACAUUCAUCCGAAUCACUCAUAUCAGAACACAAUAAACAUUCGCAUCGAUCGCCACCUCUACCACUAGCAAAUUCAUCUAUUUCGGCCUCGUUCAAGUGUUCCUAUUGUCACGCAUUAUUUACUUCUCGUACUCAACUCGAUCGUCACUCUCGCAUCCAUAUCGCGUCAUCGGGCAAUAAUUUGAAAUGUAAUAUAUGUGAUCGGUUAUUCUCAAGCUUUGACAAUCUCUCUGAACAUAAGUUAUCCCACUGUAAAGCAACGACGUCGAAUCUUUGUUUACAUUGCCAUCAAAUUUUACACAAUGAAGCAGAUUUUCUACGUCAUUUAGAUGAACAUAACAAUCACAAUCGCCAUCUGAGAACAAAAGCAGGACUAUUUACAACAAAUAAUGAUCACGGUACAUUUGCAAUGGCAUGUAUCAUUUGUAAGCAAUCAUUAAUUAAUAAACAUGAAAUUAAUUUACAUGCUAAAUUUCAUUUGGCAAACAUCUCUACGAAAAAACCGGCGAUCAAAGAUUUAUCUACAGUAUCCAUGGCAAUCACCUGUGUUCAAUGUCAACAUUCGACAAACAAUCAUCGAGAUUUUCUCGUGGAAUUACCAUCAUUCGAUGUCCAGUGCUUUAAUUGCAUUGAAAAAGAUUUGAAAUCUCCAGAUCUAAACAUCAUUCAAGAAAUUGACACAAUUGCCACGAUCUUAUCUUGUCCAAAAUGUCGAAAUGACGUGCAAUUCGAUAGUAUAAAAACGUACCAACAGCAUUUCAUAUCCGUUCAUCUAUCUAAAUAUUCCGCCGACGAAUACCAUUGUCUAAAAUGUAAUAAAAUUGUUCCAUCACGUGAACACGUUUUUCAACAUCAACAAAAACGAUCCUCACCAUCGUCGUCAACCAGUGGUUUUCUCAUCGAUAGCAUAGAUUCGUCAAACUCGUCGCGCUGUUCAUCGCCACCUCGUGUACAUUACUGCUAUUUAUGUCGGACGAAUUUUGACACGGCUAUUAAACUGCAUGUGCAUCUAAUCGAACAUCAAUAUCCCAAUCGUGAUUAUCAAUGCACUCUUUGCGAGCAAUGUUCGUUUGACGAUGCGACACAGUUGUAUCAUCAUAUGGUUCAACACGGCACCAAAGUACGAUUACAUCCAUGUCGGGAGUGUGAUGUAUAUUUCAUGUUCUCUAUGCAUCUGAUCAACCAUCAGUACAGCCAUAAUGAUGAGACAGUUCUAUCGAAAACGAAUGGUAAUUCUUCGAAGUCGAAUGAAGAUGACGAAAGUUCGUGCAAAUCAAUUGUAACAAGAUCAUCUGCAAAAGGAACAUGUCGUUCAGUGAUUGUCAGUUAA